AUGUUCGUGGCCCAGUCGUUUGCUGCGCCAGAUCACGAUAUUGGGAUGAAAUGGGCGGUGAGGACCGCUCGCGAGAUGCAUUCCAAGGGAGUUGGCCUGAACUUGAAGGACGGUACUUCGUCGGUGAUGUUGCAGUGCUGUAUCGAUUACUUUGUGCAUGCGAUGCCGUUCAUACCUCGGCACACGGGAUUUGUGGAGGUGUUCAGUGGAAAAGGUGGCACUACUGAGCGAGUGAGAUCUAAACAGAUUCGAGCCUUUGCUGUAGACCGCACUCUCAAGACUGAUGGCUCGCAUGACGUCUGCACCGCGGUCGGCCUCCUCUACGUCCUGUGGCUUCUGGGCACGCUCCGCGUCGGCAGCUUCGCCCACCUGGCUCCGGAAUGCUCGACGUGGAUUGGCUUGGCCCGCGCGCACACCAGGCGCCGCCGUGGCGACACUGAAGGUGACGUCUCGCGGGAGAAGGUGUUGGAGGCCAACCACGUGGCUGCCUUCACGUCCUUGCGGUCCUACGUGAUGGUUCUUGCCGCGGUGCGCGGCUUCUAUGUUUCCGUGGAGCAGCCUGCGCACAGCUUACUGUUUCACGACCCUUCAAUGGUGGAUGCGAUCAAGAAUGUAUCUGCCAAGAAAAUGUUCCUCUGGAUGGGCGGUUGGGGCGGCAACUCAUUGAAACCUACUGAGAUCUACUACACCUGCCCCGCCGAGAGGUUCAGCGUUCUCCACAAGAGUUUCAAGGAGGCGGCUGCGGUUCAGGGCAAGGGCAAGGGCAAAGCCAGUGCCAGCACCGACAGCCGCGUCGUCAUUCGUCAGAAGAAGAGUGCUCGCACCUCUGGCAAGGGCUGGAAGACUGGCGAGUGGAUCACGGGGAAGAAGGCGGAGCUCAAGCAGACGCAGGAGUACCCUGACAACUUCUGCGCAGCCUUCGCUGAUCUGAUUGAGUCCGUGUUCGACGCCCCUGGAACGGCGUCGCUGAGCAUGCCGUCGGUCUUGAAGUACUAG
Messenger RNA from Prorocentrum cordatum, 996 nucleotides. The record is from the annotation of a GenBank genome assembly. NCBI's taxonomy places the organism in Eukaryota, Dinophyceae, Prorocentrales, Prorocentraceae.